AUGCUGCUCUACCAACUGGAAGGUCUGAAGGAGCCUUGCCACAAUCCGAUCACUCGCCACAAUUUCGUGCCACAAAAGACCAGGCAGUUGCAGAAUUCAGCCCUUACAUUCGAACGCUUGAACCUGCAUCUUUCAUCACUGCCCAUGUCCACGAACCAUUUGGACGCUAUCGAGAUAGAACCCACCGGCGGAUCAACCAAACCACUAAUGGGCGACGAUUCACAACGCGAUGAUAGACGGGAUAGUAUUCUCUCCGUCACCAUGGUACGCCUCGAUUCACCAACUCCGACACUUUCGUCGAACCUGACGCAAGGCGGGCUACUGUACGAGGGCAACUACGACGAAUGGGUUGCGCGAAUGGAUGCCAUCCUCCAUGUCAACGGCUUCGAAAUGUACGUCUCAACUCACCAUCUUGAUUUUUGGCAAGGCUUCGUCGGGCUUCCGGAAUGGACACAAGGGAGACAAGAUGCCGCCGCCAUUGUUUGCUCGCAGAUCAGCCCAGCGCUGCGCAGAAGAGUGCUGAACUUCAAAGAUCUACCCCAAAACCGCAUCGUUGAUCCCUUCGGACUCCUUAGCAGGAUUGCCCGUCCAUUUCCAUACCUGUGGAAGCUGCCAUCGGAAGUCCGCAACACUGUCUACGGGUAUGCGCUCGGUAUCCAUGGUGAGAACAGUAUUUCCAUCUGCGAGGACUACCGGAGGUGGCCUGCUCUGCUGCAAGUCUCACGCGAAGUCAGAGGCGAAGCUUUGAAACUUUAUUUCUCCAAAGGGAAUUUUUGCCUCCGGCUAUACCAAUCCGUCGCGGAUACCGACCGAAGCGAUCAUAUGGAGAAUUAUCUCUGGCCCUGGUGAGUCCCGUCAUGAUUCGGGGUCACUGUGCAUCUGCUGAUGGUAGGGUUUGGUCUAGGCUGAGAAUCAUUGUCCGAGAUAACCUCAAGCACCUAAGUCGCUUCACACUCGAAUGCGAGGUCGACAGAGACGUUCGCAUCGUCAAAUUCGCAUUUUCAGAAGGCGUCUUAACUGUCAGGCAUCCGAAGAGAUUGUCUUCAGAUUCCAAGACGGAGCUUGGUCAAAAAAUGAGCGCGGCGGUCAAUCUUUCAAGGCUGCUGAACAUUGGUGGCGAGUCGAUCGCCUUGGCUCUACUGAUGGAUCCGCAUCUUUGGGAUUCAUCAACACUCAAGACCACCUACGAAGUGGACGCCGACGAUGAACAGUCUGAUGGCGAACUCUGCGACUUGCUGUAA
This is a messenger RNA of Lecanosticta acicola, 1241 nucleotides long. The record is from the annotation of a GenBank genome assembly. Lineage: Eukaryota; Fungi; Ascomycota; Dothideomycetes; Mycosphaerellales; Mycosphaerellaceae.